Molecule: messenger RNA, 777 nt
Organism: Elephantulus edwardii (Cape elephant shrew)
Lineage: Eukaryota; Metazoa; Chordata; Mammalia; Macroscelidea; Macroscelididae
Gene: LENG1
Product: leukocyte receptor cluster (LRC) member 1
Exons: 4
Coding region: 1-777 (258 amino acids)
Source: RefSeq, a predicted model, not a curated record
AUGAAUAUCUUGCCCAAGAAGAGCUGGCACGUCAGGAACAAAGACAAUGUGGCCCGCGUGCGGCGCGACGAGGCCCAGGCCCGCGAGGAGGAGAAGGAGCGGGAGCGCAGGGUCCUGCUCGCUGAGCAAGAGGCCCGCACCGACUUUCUCCGAAAGAAGGCCCGGCACCAGCACCCACGCCCUGAACUGCAGGCACUGGAGGCGUGUGCCCCGAGUCCCGGCCCUGUGGACCUGUUCCGGGAGCUGCUGGAAGAGGGGAGAGCUGGGACCAGAGGCAACAAGGAGUAUGAGGAGGAGAAGCGGCAGGAGAAGGAGCGGCAGGAGAAAGCACUGGGCAUCCUGACGUACCUGGGCCAGAGUGCCGCUGAGGCGCAGACGCAGCCCCCGUGGUACCAGCUGCCCCCGGGCCGCGGGGCCCCCCAGCCCGGCCCAGGGCCCGACGAGAAGACCAAGAGCCGCCUGGACCCUCUGCGGGAGAUCCACAAGCACUUGGGGAAGAGGCGGCACAGCGCCGAGGACGGGCCCCGCCGGAAGGAGGAAGCUGUGGCCAAGAAGCGGCCCCGGGAACCCCCAUCCCUGGACCAGCUGAGAGCGGAACGUCUAAAGCGGGAAGCUGCUGAACGGGCUCGGGCAGAGGCCCUGCUGGCUCGAGUCCGAGGGGACGCCCCCAAAGAGGACCCACCAGAGGAGAUGGACGAACGGCGGCGACGUUACAACUCCCAGUUCCACCCCCAACUGGCCCGGCGCCUCCACCAGGACGCCCAGCCUCCCCGCUGA